AUUUUUAUUGUGAAGUGCGUGUUAAAUCGUAUUCCAAGUCAAUUCACAGCACAAAGAGAAAUUAUUUUCAUUUUUUGUAUUUUUCACACGAUUAAAAUAACGUGAACAUGACAACUGCCGCUCGUCCAACAUUCGAUCCAGCCCGUGGUGGUUCUGGUAAAGGGGAAAAAGAUUUAAGUGCUCUUUCCAAACAGUACUCCAGCCGUGAUUUACCAGGUCAUACAAAACUCAAAUACAGAGAGCAUGGUCAAGGUACAUCAGACGAACUUCGUCAACGUGAUUUCCGUAAAGAAUUGGAAGAGCGUGAGGCCAAAGCAAGUGGUAGUGGUGUUCGGCAAGCUGGUGUUCGUCGUGCAAUCGAAGCCAAUUCGGCACCUUCAAAGAAACCAAAAGUCGAUCAUGUUUCAACGGCCAAUUUAGAUCAAGACGAUCCAAUCGACGACGAUUCAUCGUCAUCCGAAGAUGAUUCGGACGAUGAUACAGCCGCAUUGCUUGAAGAAUUGAACAAAAUAAAGCGGGAACGUGCUCAAGAGGCGGAGAAAAAAGAACAAGACAAAAAACAAGAAGAAGAACGAAUUCGAAUGGAAAACAUUCUGUCGGGAAAUCCAUUAUUGAAUUAUUCAAGCGGUAAAGCGGGUCCAUCCGACAUGAAAGUUAAACGUCGUUGGGAUCAAGAUGUUGUAUUCAAAAACUGUGCUCGCACCGAACCCGAUAAAAAAGGGCCCAUUUUUGUUAACGAUUCGCUACGCUCGGAAUUCCACAAAAAAUUCAUGGAAAAAUAUAUUAAGUAAAUUUCACUGUUAGUUAAGACAUUUGUUUAUUAUUUAGAAUUUUCCACAAUAAAAUCAUACCACAACCAAAUUAUGAA
Molecule: messenger RNA, 868 nt
Organism: Contarinia nasturtii (swede midge)
Lineage: Eukaryota; Metazoa; Arthropoda; Insecta; Diptera; Cecidomyiidae
Gene: c12.1
Product: protein CWC15 homolog
Exons: 2
Coding region: 108-791 (227 amino acids)
Biological process (GO): mRNA cis splicing, via spliceosome
Cellular component (GO): catalytic step 2 spliceosome
Molecular function (GO): RNA binding
Source: RefSeq, a predicted model, not a curated record